AUGUUUCAUUUUGAGGCCCAACAAAUUUUCUCCGAAAUCUAAUUUUGUUUCUUUAUUUUUUUUCUCGUCGGAGUUGUCCGGCGGCCAAAACGGAAUAGUCCAUUCGUCGGUGAAGCGCACGUAGAUUCUCAACUCAAUUCGUCCCGGCGCCAGUUUACGCUGAUCAACAAGAGGAUUGAACAUCCAGUGAUGUUUCAAUCCCUUGUCUCUUGUUCUUUGUCUUAAGAUCUUGAUUCAAGGUAGUAAGAAAGUUGGUUGGACAAACAGCUUGUGAAACUUAUGUAAGUAAAAAAAAUGGACAGAUUGUCUGGUUUGGAAACUGUAGCAAUUAGCAGAGAGAAGGGAAGGAUGUUGAAGUCUCUCAAUGAGGAGCUGCUUCUAUUAUCAAGGCCAAUAAGUGAAUCACUCUCCAAGGCACCUUAUACUCCUCCAGAGGGUUCAAGUGUCUCUAUCAAAUCCAUGCUACUGUCUCUUCUUUCCGACUCCCAACUCGAAAUAAGGGAUUUUAGCUUAUGCUGUGCUGCAUUGGCGUCUGCUGCCAAAUCCACCUACAAGCAACUCUUUUGGGUUCCCAAUUCGCUAUCUCUUGCUGCUGCCUCUGCCUUCAAAGACCUAUCUAAAGCUUAUGCUACCAUGGCUGCUGGGAAUCAUGACCUGAUCAAAUUUGGCGAGCUGGAUCUUGAUUUUAAGCCUCUCCCAAAUGAUAAAAUCUUGGCCAUACACUUAAUCCCUCAACUCUUGCCUUUGCUAAAAGACACGAUUAAAGAGAGUGCCAUUGAUAAAUCAAUUGAUGGUCAUGAGAUAUCAGCUGCAAGCGCUAGUGUUCCUGUAGCAUAUGCCAUUAUUGCUGCUUAUCAGUUUAGAUGGCUCAUUUCUCAGGUGGAUUAUCCUCACCUUGGAAAAGUGUGCUCUUGGGUGAUUCCAUGUGCCCUAACAGCUCUUGAUCACUGGUCGUCUGAAGUAAAGGGACAGGGCAUGAUUAGCUUAAUAUAUCUGGCGAAAAAUGUCAAUGCGGCUGAGAUUGGUUGGUAUGAAGAUGUAAUUCUUGAUGCUUGCUGUCAAAAUAUUGCUUCUGAUGAUGAGAUAUGGGAGCAUGUGGUUCAAAUAUCUGUACUUAUGGUGACCUUCACCCAGAAAAGUAAUCCUCGAAGCAUAUGGUAUGAAAAAAUGUUGAAUGAGAUGCUGAGUCACCUAGAAAGGCAACCAAGAAACAAGGAGCGACGUGUUGCAUGGCUACAACAUAUUGAGCCACUGUUUAAUGGUCUUGGUCUUAUACUGCUAUCUCAUUUCAGGCGACUUUUCCCCCUCUUCUUCCGGUGGAUGCAUGCAGAUGAUGACAGAACUGUUCUACUGGUUCUUGAACGGAUCAAGACAAUUGUAAAGUUGACAUGGAUAAGGAAUUCUCCAUACAUUGAAAGGUUGGUGGAUGAACUUGUUAGUCUAUUCAAGGAAGCAGCGCUGAAAAUUGCACGUGAAGAAAUCAGAAAACUUGUUCUUCAGACUAUAAUUUUGAUCCAACAAUCCAAGGGCUCGCAGUUCAAAACCGCUUGGGACAAGCACAAGGAUGAUCCUGACUUGACAAUUAUUCAUCGUUCCCUUAUUAAACAACAGCCUGCAAUGGUGGUAGCAUCAGCUGUCUUGGCCAAUUUUUUGCUGCAAAAUGAUCCUGUGCUUAUAUAAUACUUUGCCAAGGUGGUAGCAUCAGCUGUCUUAGCCAAUUUUUUGCUGCAAAAUGAUCCUGUGCUUAUAUAAUACUUUGCCAAUGAUGCCCUGAUCUGUAAAAUCAAAAUUCAGGUUCUAUCUGAUGGCUGGUUUUUAGCUGCUCCCUCAAUCCCAAUAUGUGAAAAGUCAUUUGGAUAGCAAUAGUGUUUAAAUGUCGUCUUGAUCACAUAUUAAUUGAGGAAAGCGUGUAAUAUUUGUGGCUUCUUGGUGCAAUUGUGUGCUAAAAGUUCCUGGAGUUAAUGAUAUAAAAAAGGGAUUUUGUAUCUGUUUGUUAA
This is a messenger RNA of Solanum lycopersicum (tomato), 1997 nucleotides long. The record is from RefSeq and is a predicted model, not a curated record. NCBI's taxonomy places the organism in Eukaryota, Viridiplantae, Streptophyta, Magnoliopsida, Solanales, Solanaceae.